CAUUGCUCCAAUCCCCCUCUAUACAGUUCUCCGUAACCUAAUGACUCAUGCUUAUUAAGAGGAAUGAAUGUCUACAAGGAUCCGACUACUGGAGACCAGACUUGAUCGAACAUCCGUGAAAUUCCGAUGAGUCAACUUGCUAUUGCGUCAUCAGUUUUUAUGGUUCGUCAGAACCGUUCUGUCGAGCGAUAAAAACUCUAUAGACGCCAGCGGUGACCUCAGAGCCCUCUUAAAAGCUCACACCGUGCGACCAUCAACCGUCGCUGAAUCUAUGAAAGAAGAGAACAAGCCUUGGAGAAUCCGAAGAUGAUGCAAUUCGCAGCGGGUGCCAUUCUAGCUGUUGCCCUUACUGCCUUGUCGUUCACGAAAGCAUCGUCGCCUGGAGAAGUGUAUGUUGACCCUCUACUGUACAAUGUUGUGGGAGCAAACUACACAAAAUGGCGCAACUCGUCCGCUGUUGGCUUCAACCCCACGAAUACUUCACCCCCAUUCAUUCAGGUCUUUGACCCCUCAUUUUUCGAAGUCACCGGAUCAUCUGCCACAAUUCGCUCAAUUGCUUCGAAUCCUGGCUUUGCUUUUGCUCAUGAAGCACCCAUCUACGUUCCGGAUCUCAACGUCGUCUUCUUUGCAAACACUGGUGGUGUCACACUUGGGUACAAUGGCUGGUAUAACAACAGCGUUGUUAGCAUGAUCAAUAUGACAGAAGUCGAUACGGCGCUGGCUUCUACAACUGGAGAUGUAAACAUUCAGGUUCAGACGCUCAACCUCUCCGACACUGUCCAAAUGGUCAACGGGGGGACAGGCCCAUACAAAGGAGACCUUUUGUUUGUCACUGCAGGUCGUGCUUUACUUCCUCCUUCGGUUGUGCGCGUCAAUCCCAACUCUCCCUACAACACAACUGUUCUUCUCGACAACUUCUUAGGCAGACAGUUCAACUCGCUCAAUGACGUUAAAGUUCUUCCAGGCACGGACAUAAUAUUCUUCACUGAUCCUCCUUACGGGUGGCUUGGUGGUUUCCGCCCUGAACCAAUGAUGCCUUCGCAAGUUUACCGCUUUGAUCCAUCCACUGGGCAGGUGAGAGUCAUCGCUGAUCAGUUUGUGCAUCCGAAUGGUAUUGCGUUCACUCCUGGCGGCAAGACUGCAUAUAUCACCGACACGGGUGUUGCAGGAGGCUUCCUCGGAUCGAACCAAACCCUUCCCGCCACGAUCUAUCAGUUCGACGUUGACCCAUCGACCCAGUCGUUCGCGAACCGCAGAGUGUUCGCCUAUACUGACUCCGGUGCGCCCGAUGGCAUUCAGGUCGAUAGCAAGGGCAACGUUUAUUCCGGUUGCGGUGACGGUUUUCACGUCUGGAAUCCCGAAGGCACGCUCAUUGGGAAGUUCUAUCUAAACGCCACUUCACCUCAACUGGUGUUCACGAAGUCAGGUCUCGUCCUUUUGGAGCAAACGUCAAUGUAUCUGGUAAACAUCCAGGCUCAGGGGAUGAACCUAGCCACGUUGUAGCUUUCUGUGUUCCACCGUGCGUGUUAUAUUAGAUGUUCAUAGAGGUAUGUUAGCGGCGCCUGUGCGCUAACAUUGUUUGUUCAUAAUACUGCUACUACCGGUCACUCAAUAUUCAAUUUCAGUGUAUCCUUGUGAUUUGUAACCACCAACUUUUGACGAAGAACUUUUGAUGUCGACAACCAAGCUUGAUCUGAGCCAACCUAAUUACAUUCAAGAGUUUUUCGAGAGGAUAUUAUCAUCCGGCGGGUAUGUA
This is a messenger RNA of Suillus paluster, 1756 nucleotides long. RefSeq lists its product as uncharacterized. The coding region runs from base 307 to 1503 and encodes 398 amino acids. NCBI's taxonomy places the organism in Eukaryota, Fungi, Basidiomycota, Agaricomycetes, Boletales, Suillaceae. The record is from RefSeq and is a predicted model, not a curated record. The transcript is spliced from 6 exons.